UCCUCAUUUUCAAGUCUUUCUUCUCAUGGGAGACAGAAAACUCUGUCAGGCUUCAGAUCUUGAAGGGCUCCUGGGUGAGCUGUGGGUCUCUGUCCUGCUCUCCGGUGGCUCUUGGAUGGGAACUUGCUCUGGAAGGAGCCAUGAACUUCUGGCUUUGGUCACUUUACUUCCUGCCAGUAUCUGGGGCUCUCAGGACUCUCCGAGAAGUAAAGCUGGAGGCAGAGCUAGGCGGAUCCAUUACCAUCGAGUGCCCGCUUCCUGAAAUCCCCAAGAGAGUAUAUCUGUGCCGGGUGAUGACUACGUCUGGAGUGUGUACCACUGUGGUGUCCAACACGAACUUCAUCAAGGAGGAAUACAGGAGCCGAGUCACCCUCCAGCCAUGCCCAGAUAAGAAUCUGUUCCUGGUGGAGGUGACAGAGCUGACCAAGAGUGACAGUGGAGUCUAUGCCUGUGGGACAGGCAGGAACACAGGCCGGGGCAAGACCCAGCAAGUCACCCUGCAUGUCAACAGUGAGUAUAAUCCAUUCUGGGAAGAGAUGCCGACACCUGAGCCUCCCAGAUGGUUUCAUAGACUUCUGCACCUGGCACUGCCCUCUUGGGCCCACAUGCCUGCAGAUCCCACUUCUGAAUUCAUAUCCAAAGUAACCACACCAGUUCAAAGGACUCAGACCCCUCCAGACCACACCCUCACCCCCAUCACCCACCACCUGCAAGAUUCCAGAGUAUCUUCAGUAACUGCUUCUAAGACCCCAACCCUCCUGCCAUCCACCACAGCCUCAAAGACCUCCGCUCGGAUGGAGCUGCUCGAGUCCCAGACAGCAAGCUACAACUACCGCACCAGGCAACACAGGCAGAGAGCCUUCAACCGUGGCCUGUCUGGGGGGAUGGAAGAUCAAGGAUUUCACAUCCUGAUUCCGGCCAUCCUGGGACUUAUCCUGCUGGUACUUCUGGGGAUGAUGAUAAAAAGGUCCAUUCAAAGGAGAAAAGCCUUUUCCAGGCGGGUCCGCCGACCGGCCGUGAGGAUGCGCGCCCUGGAGGCCUCCCAGCCGCGCCCGGCGCAGCGGCCACGCUCCCAAAACAACAUCUACAGCGCCUGCCCGCGGCGUGUCCGGGGAGCGGAUGCUGCGGGUGAGCAGGAGGCACCUCUCCCAGAUCCCAGAGCAACUGAGCCCCAGGCGGGGCCGCAGGUGUCUGAAGCUCUCUGGCUCCCUGGCUCCGGGGGCACUGUGAAGACCAGCUGCGAAUCCCUGAGCUUCCACCACCAGCCUCCUGCCAAGGAGGAAAAUGCUGAUUCAGAGGACUACAUCAAUAUUCCCCACCAGACUCACCUCCCUGGCUGUUCCCCCAGGCUUGGAUCUUUGUGCCAAUGACUUUCUUCCAUCUGCUGAUUUCCAACAUUUGUUCCAUCUGUUCCCAGCUCCCUCGUCAAUUCCCACUCCCCACCUCAACUCUUCUUCCCAGUCCUAUCUGCCCUGAACAUAGCUCUGUCCCCUCCUCCUCUUGCACAUUUUUGCAGCCCCCUCUGGUUGGCAGGGGACUCUGGGCAAGUCAUCUAACAGACUGAGGGAUCUGGCUCGAGACCACGUGGCAUCAGGCAGGAGUAUAGGCAUUGCUGUUGCUUCAGAAAUCCUUCCAAAGCUUGGGCCUCACACAGGCAGAAGCCCCUGGGGCUGCAUCAUGGGAGGUGCCUCAGUCCCUGCAAGCUAGGAAGGGGCCUGGUAUGAACAUAGCCCUGGAAAUGUCUUUGCCCUGAACUUCCACUUAUCUGGAGUCCUCUGGUAAGGCCCAUUUAUUUUGAUGUGGUAAAGGAUUCUAAAUUUCUAGAACCUAUCUUGUUAGCACUCAAUGUGUUUGGUAUUGCUGUUCCCACAUCAGUUUCCUGGAUAUUGAAAGCAAAGUUGCAUCAAAGUUAGAUAGCCCCAAGAUAAAGAAGCAUACAUAUAUUCCUAAAUCCUUUCCACUCUAAGUUCUCUUUACCCUAAGUCACCUAGUUGAUGCACCCAAGUGCCCUGAUCCCAGCAUAGCUUUUAUCUCCUUGUCCCUCUUCCGUAUCCUGGCCUGAUUUUUGUGCACUUAAUAUCGGUCUACUCUAGCCACCCUUUGUCCAAAAUCAUUACAGCUCUCUGUUUUCUUCUCCUUGCCAGUUUCAGCUAAUUAAUAGCAGGGCAAGGAGAGAAAGCAACCUGGGGUUCCUGGAGGGUCAGGGGCUCUGCAGUAGUGCUUUUGUCAUGAAAGAAGAGACACCCCACCUCCUACAUGUACUCUUUCUCUUUGGAGUUUUUGGAGCAACAUCACAGUCAGCUGCUAUAUCUUUGGAAUUAAGUCAACUUAAUGCCAAAGUUCAGCCAGGGCUUGAGAAUAGAGAAUGCCUAGUCUUUCUAUUAGGCAGGAUGCCUUUCCCAGAUACUGAACUCAGCCUUGCUGGGCAAUGAUCCAGAAAUGAAAGGCAAGGCUGCCAGAAUUGGUUUCUGUUGCUUUUUACUAGCAGGGCCCAUCGUCACAGGUUGGACAGUCUAUCACAUCAGCAAUGUCAGUUUGACACUGGCAACCUCUCAAGUGGCAGAUGAGAGAAGAAUGACUUGGCUAAUUAAAAAAAGUUCACAUAAAGGGGAAGGGAGGUGGUGGGGUGAGGCGUGUAGGUAUGAGCGAAAGGUUUAAUGAGAGUCUGCUUUGUGCUGGGCACCUCAAUGUACUUGUAUCUUCUAUCAUUUACAUCUCUAACCAGUGCCCCUGACCCCCACCCCAGUGCUCUGUCCCUGCAGAUAUUAUAAGACAGUGGGAUCUCCAUGCCCUAAAGUUCAAGUGCAUAUCCCAGCAUCCCUCAUUAUUCCUCAACAAUUCAAAGAAAAGACCAAAAAUCCGGUUUAUUAAAUAUUUACUGAGCACCCACGUAUGGCCCCCCAGCUGUGGCAAGUAUUGUGGGGGAUACAAGAGAAACAUGGGGCACUGUCCCUGCUGUCUUUGCAGAAUGUUCAGUCUCACAAAUAAAUAUAACAUCAGCUAAAACACUGACAGCAAUUAAAUAGAGUUGUAAU
Molecule: messenger RNA, 3035 nt
Organism: Choloepus didactylus (southern two-toed sloth)
Lineage: Eukaryota; Metazoa; Chordata; Mammalia; Pilosa; Megalonychidae
Gene: FCMR
Product: Fc fragment of IgM receptor
Exons: 8
Coding region: 141-1370 (409 amino acids)
Cellular component (GO): plasma membrane
Molecular function (GO): transmembrane signaling receptor activity
Source: RefSeq, a predicted model, not a curated record